GCAUUACCCACACUGGCAGCAUCUGACCUCCUUGGGUCCGGGGACGCAGUCCUGGUUCAGACACCAAGAAGCCCACACCAUGGUCUCCAGACUGGAUGGGGGGCUGGACAAGGGGUUCUCUUCCUUGCCAGCGCUACUCCUCCUGGCCCUGGCCCUGGCCCUCAUCAAGGGGAUCCAGCUUUUCCUCCAGAGGCAGAAGCUGCUCAAGACCUUCGCCCAGUUCCCCGGACCCCCACCCCACUGGCUGCUCGGACACCUCCACCAGAAUGAGUUGAGUCAAUUCACCUCAUGGAUAAAAUCCUUCCCCUUUGGAAUUCCUUUGUGGAACGGAAGCUUCGGAGUCACUUUCAUUGUCUACCACCCGGAUUAUUUGAAAGUGCUGUUUAAACGAGAAGAUCCAAAGAACAACUUGACAUACCAGUUUGCUGUCCCAUGGAUUGGACAGGGACUGCUGCUAUUGGAUGGGGAAAAGUGGUUCCAGCACCGGAAGAUGCUGACACCGGGAUUUCACUACAGCAUCCUGAGACCCUACGUGAAGAUCAUGGCUGACUCGGUCAAUGUCAUGCUGGACAAGUGGGAGAAGCUGACAGCCCAGGGAGAGACUUUGGAGCUGUUCCAGCACGUCAGCCUGAUGACUCUGGACACCCUCAUGAAAUGCUCCUUCAACAACAGCAACUAUCAGAAGGGCAGUGACUCCAAAACCUACAUCCAAGCCGUGAAAGACCUCACCUCCCUGCUCAGCGAGAGGAUCCACACGUUCUAUCAGCACAACAACAUUGUUUACUGGCUCAGCUCACCUGGUCGUUGCUUCCGUCGGGCCUGCAAGAUAGCCCACCAACAUUCAGAUCAAGUGAUUGAGGAAAGGAAGAAGACCUUGCAGAAUGUGUUUGACCUGGAAAAGAUCCGAACAAAGAGGCACUUGGAUUUCCUGGAUAUCCUCCUCUGUGCCAAGACAGAGGAGGGCAAGGGGCUGUCCGACGCGGACCUGAGGGCCGAGGUGGACACGCUCAUGUUCGAGGGCCACGACACCACAGCCAGUGGCAUCUCCUGGACCCUCUACUGCUUGGCCCUGCACCCCGAGCAUCAGCAGCGCUGUCGCGAGGAGGCCCAGAAGAUUCUGGGAGAAAGGGACACCAUCCAAUGGGAAGAUUUAGCCCAGCUGACCUUCACCACCAUGUUCAUUAAAGAGUCGAUGCGUCUCUACCCGUCGGUGCCAUCCAUUUCCAGACAGCUCAGCUCGCCGAUCACCUUCUUCGACGGACGCUCUCUGCCACAAGGCUCCUCCAUCAGGAUCCACAUUUACUCCCUCCACCGGAACCCUCUUGUGUGGAAAGACCCAGAGGUCUUCGACCCCGAGAGGUUCUCCCCAGAAAAUAUAUCCCAGAGGCACCCAUAUGCUUUCUUACCAUUCUCCGCCGGAGCCAGGAACUGUAUCGGGCAGCAGUUCGCCAUGAACGAGAUCAAGGUUGCUUUGGUCCAGACCCUGCUCCGCUUCCAGCUCGAACCCGACAAAUCCCGGCCCCCGGUGCCCAUCUCACAGCUGAUCCUCAAGUCCAAAACCGGCAUCCAUCUGCGCCUCAAAAAGCUGCCUUAGCCCCCCAGAUCCUCAGGCCUGGAUUGCAUCAGGCAAACCCACAAGAAGCCCCUUCAACUCCCAACAAUCAAUGAUAGCUGUAUCCAGAUUAACCCGGAGAAUAGGGGAGAUCUCUAACCCCUUCUCUUGCUGCUUGCCCCAGCCAAAAUCCAGUUCCCUUUGUCCAGACCCACACCCCUGGGUGGCAUUUGACCUGAUCCUCUGGUAGCCAACAGGCCAAUUAAAUCAUCUCUUGUCUCUGCUCAUUUGA
Tachyglossus aculeatus (Australian echidna) is the source of this 1844-nucleotide messenger RNA. RefSeq names its product cytochrome P450 4A14-like. The record is from RefSeq and is a predicted model, not a curated record. The transcript is spliced from 12 exons. Gene Ontology annotation, molecular function: iron ion binding; monooxygenase activity; heme binding. NCBI's taxonomy places the organism in Eukaryota, Metazoa, Chordata, Mammalia, Monotremata, Tachyglossidae. Bases 80 to 1594 code for a protein of 504 amino acids.